Diospyros lotus (date-plum) is the source of this 867-nucleotide messenger RNA. Its product is annotated as E3 ubiquitin-protein ligase AIRP2-like. Gene Ontology annotation, molecular function: ubiquitin protein ligase activity. Gene Ontology annotation, biological process: protein ubiquitination. Bases 16 to 678 code for a protein of 220 amino acids. Lineage: Eukaryota; Viridiplantae; Streptophyta; Magnoliopsida; Ericales; Ebenaceae. The transcript has 4 exons. The record is from RefSeq and is a predicted model, not a curated record.
GAAGUGUGCUUCCAAAUGAGACUGUCACGCAAUCCAGCUACUGACCCAUUUUUAUUUCUUGUUCUGUGGGCUGGUUGCCACCUUGCUGUUGCUAGUUCCCUUGGGUUGAUAGGGGUUUUCAUCAAUAUGACUGCUGCGGAUGGAAGGACUCCUAUGUCCAUGUGUGAAAGAAAAGCUAGCAUAAAAGAAUUUUAUACUUUUAUAUUACCUUCUUUAAAGCAACUUGAAGCUGGCAAAAAAUGUCUGGAGGAUGAAAAGCAGAAAGCAGAGAUAAAGGGCAAAAAAUGCAGAAAAUCUGAUUUUGGGAGGGAAGAGGAAUGUGCAAUUUGCAUGCAAAUGAGUAACAAGAUCGUGUUGCCUAACUGCUGCCAUUCCUUGUGUCUCAAGUGCUACAGGGCUUGGAAUAAGCAAUCUCGGUCGUGUCCCUUUUGUCGGGAUGAGCUCAAACAAGUGAAAUCGAGUGACCUUUGGAUUUGUGUUGGCAACAAUGACAUUGUUGAUCCAUCCAUUAUCUUGAGGGACAAUCUGAGAAGGCUAUUUUGCUACAUUGAAAAAUUGCCUCUUUCCAUUCUUGAUCCUAUUAUGCUUCAACCCUAUAAUUUUCACCCGCAAUGUUUGGGCCCUCUAAUUUCCAUGGGACAGGGAUCACCCGACAAAGGAUCAUUGGAACUACAAUAACCAGUCCACCGAUGGAAGUUGGUUGUGUAAAGCAUCAUAGCAUAAACUUACCGCCCAAAGUUAGAAUUACAUAUUCCUCCAUCGUUUUUCUUGGUAGGAAUCAAUGUGUUUUGAAUGUUGUAAUUUUCUUGGCAAAUGUUAAGUGUCCCUUAUGUUGAAUGUCCAAAUCGUUUUUGAUACUCUGAUGGA